Epinephelus moara (kelp grouper) is the source of this 986-nucleotide messenger RNA. Its product is annotated as acidic mammalian chitinase-like. Lineage: Eukaryota; Metazoa; Chordata; Actinopteri; Perciformes; Serranidae. The transcript is spliced from 4 exons. The record is from RefSeq and is a predicted model, not a curated record. Gene Ontology annotation, cellular component: extracellular region. Gene Ontology annotation, molecular function: chitinase activity; chitin binding. Bases 265 to 804 code for a protein of 179 amino acids. Gene Ontology annotation, biological process: carbohydrate metabolic process; chitin catabolic process.
CCCUCAGCACAAACAUGAGCAAGCUAAUUCUAAUUGCAGGUAAGGCACUUUUAAUCUGAUUAUACCAAUGUUUCCAAAAGUUCUGUUUUAAGCUAAUGCCAACUGUCACUUUUAAGGUCUUUCUUUGAUCAAAACCAGUUUGGGUGAGUUUACAUUUUGCAUUAAAAAGUUAAAAAGUAAAUAAUUACUGUUGUUAAACAAGGAUUUUUAAUCACAAAGUAACUCGUUGAUGUCUUAUGUGUUUCAGCCUCCUCCUACAAACUGAUGUGUUACCACACCAACUGGUCCAAAAAUAGAGCGUCCAAUGGGAGAUUCACACUUUCAGCUAUUGAUCCAAACCUGUGUACCCAUCUGAUCUACGCCUUUUCUGGCAUUAAUUAUGCCAAUGAGCUGGACCCUAACGAAUGGGGUUACGCACAAAGUUACAUUUCCUUUAACGGACAAAAAGAUAGCAAUCCAGAUCUCAAAACCCUUCUGGCAGUUGGUGGUUGGACCUUCGGCACACAAAAAUUCAGCACGAUGGUAUCAACUGCAGCCAACAGAGAAAGAUUCAUCCAGUCAUCCAUCACACUACUGAGAAGGUAUGGGUUUGAUGGGAUAAACCUGGACUGGGAAUUUCCUGCGACACGAGGGAGCCCUCCAGAGGACAAACAGAAAUUCACACUGUUGUGCAAGGAACUCCGAAUUGCUUAUGAAGCUGAGGGAACAUUGACUGGGCGUCCCAGAUUAUUGGUCACUGCUGCUGUGGCUGCUGACGAUCCAACCAUCAAUAUCAGUUAUGAAAUCGCUGAGCUUGCCACGUAAGCUACACUUUUUUCUUUUUUUUUCAAAUUUUACACUAUUAUUAUUGUUCCAGUGAUUAGCUGGAUUAGUCGUGUUAUUGACCUUGAUCAUACUUGUAUUUUUUUAGGUACCUGGAUUUCAUUAAUGUGAUGGCAUUUAACCUCCAUGGUGCCUGGGAGGGGGUCACCGUGCAUCACAGUCCC